GAGCGUGGCGCACCGUGCCGCCAUGGAAGAGGUGAGCCCUGUAAGGAGUUUGCCCACAGGGACGCUCAGCGUCACAGCUGUCACAGCUGCCACAGCUGCCACACCCACGUCACGCACGUCCAGAGGUGCCAGCUCUCACUAUCGCAAAGUAGAGACCAAUGAAACCAUAGAGCCCCACCAGGUUCGAUGGAGGAGUUUGAUCAUGUCAAACCAGAACCUUUUGCGCAGCACUCCAGACUAUGUGGUGCUUCAUUCUUUUGGACGGGUCUUCCGCGAUUUUCCUGAUGGUUUUGACACCUUCAAGCUGUCAGAUACGACCCACAAACUUCAUGUUUUCAUCUCGCACAACUGGGCCACCGGUCGGUUCAUCAAGUUCAUGGCUUUGGUCUUUCACUUCAACCACAAUAGUGCUUCCAUCGCAGCAGCCAUUGCCUACAUUGUCACCGUGUUCCUGGUGAUGCUGUCUGCAAAGGACAUUGAUGUAGAAGAACGAGUGAACGACCUUUACUCUAUCUGCCACUUGGGCACUGCAGUGUGUAUCGCUACCUAUUGGCUUUGUCUUCUUUUUUGGCACGAUGUGAAAUGGUUAUUUUGCUGCCGUGGCAAGCGCGUUUUCCUGGACCGGUGCUGUAUUCACCAGAACGACGAAGACUUGAAACAGCAAGGCAUAGAACAUCUGGAUGUGUUCUUGCAAUUGUCUGACAAGAUGCUGGUGGUUUAUUCGGAGCUUUACACCAAGAAGCUUUGGACCAUGUACGAGUUGGCGACCUUCCUUCCAAAGCGGGGUCCAAGAAGAUUGGUCGUUCUGCCCACCUUCCUGAUCCGCUGUACCAUCGUGGCAGUGCCCGUGCUGAUGCUGCAUUGCGUUUGGGUGCAAGUGCUCCUGGUGCCAAAGGUCCAGGCACAUAGUGAACGGCUGCUGCCUGACGCGCGGCUGGCCAUUGGCAUCCUGGACCUUCCGUUGCUCUUGGCCGUGACCUGGGCCUUUCGUAGCUGGGCCAAGGCGGAGCGGCAGAUGCUGAAGAACAUCAGGACGUUUCAUUAUGGUGAUGCAAACUGCCUGAAGGAGUCUGACCGAAUUAUGGUCUAUGCCAACAUCGCAAGGUACAUGAGAGACACCAAGGCAGUGACUGCUGCUGCCACGGAUGAGGAUGCUUUGUUAGCCUUCAACGAAUUGGUGAAGACCGAAGUGCCAAUGGCCGUCACCAAAUCCCUGGGAGGUUGGGGUAUCCCGGUGCGCUAUCUCUGUGUCAUCCUGCUCCCUUUGAUGACCAACAUCUUGGACUACGUGGCGGCCGCGCCAUACCUCUAUAGCGAGCCACUGGCCAUGGCCAUGUGUGCCACAGGAUUGAUCGCCUUGGCCCUGUGUUCUUUGGUUUGCCUCACCUUCCUCCUUUGGCUUACCAAGAGAUGUCUUGAUGUGACCGGCUUGCAGCAGUGGCUCCUCAUCGUUGGCUUCAGCAUUCUGCAGCUGUGCCCCUUUGCUUUGGUCUACUUCCUGGUUGAGCUGCUGAAAACCUCGGCCGCUGAGGGAUCUGAGGGUGAGAGCUGGCCGUUUCUAUGCCUCUUGGCUUUGGCUCUUGGAGAACUUCUCUUACUGGUCUUGUGCCAUUGCCCUUGCCACGAUCGAAACGAAGAAUUGCUGCGCUCCAACAAGCGCGCCUUGUACUCCUACAGGGUCCGAUUUGCCAAGCAAUUCACCAUGUCCGGGAGAGACUCUCGGAGAUCCUCCCCGAAACAUGAAAGGGCCAAGAGUGUCAAGAGCUUUAAGAGCGAUGCCAGAAGUGAACCACCAGACGUGCUGACCGCCCAGCGGAGUGAGCGUGUGGUGCACAUCAAUAGCCUGGCAAGCAUCUUCACCAGCUCCAAUUCCAAAGAAACUUCUUGUGUAGAGACCAGGGUGUGAGUCUCUCAGAAUCUUGGGCAUUUUGUGCCAUGUGUGAUUCCUAUCUAUAUUCUACCAUACUCUAUGUAUAUGCCGCAUAGCCUUUGCUAAAAUUGCUGGCAACAUGGCCUGAUGGAUUGCUCUGUGCGUGCAGAGUUGCCCUUCAAGCCAGCUUGAAAGAGCAUUCGUGCCAUGUUCCCAGGGGGUUCAGUUGACCCGAUUCUAU
Cladocopium goreaui is the source of this 2111-nucleotide messenger RNA. Lineage: Eukaryota; Dinophyceae; Suessiales; Symbiodiniaceae. The record is from the annotation of a GenBank genome assembly.